Paramormyrops kingsleyae is the source of this 1848-nucleotide messenger RNA. NCBI's taxonomy places the organism in Eukaryota, Metazoa, Chordata, Actinopteri, Osteoglossiformes, Mormyridae. The record is from RefSeq and is a predicted model, not a curated record.
AUGUGUAUGUAUAUGUAUAUAUGUAUGUAUAUAUCUAUAUAUGUGUAUGUGUAUAUAUUAGUUCAAAUCCCACCUCUCUUGUGUGUGCAUGUAUGUUUGAGCUUUCCUGUCAUGCUGUUUUUUCACAAAUACUCCAAAUCCAUUUCCAUAAACCCAAAAUAUGUAGUUAGGCUCACUUUCUCUCUAAACUGCUCAUCGGGUGUGUGUAUGUAUGAUUGUGUGUGUGUUGCAGCUGGCAUUCCUGCUACGGUGUACCCCAGGGCUGUUCCCUGUGCUGCAUAAAAUGGGACCCAGCACCCCGAAUAUGAAAACAGCAUUAAAUCUCUUAACUUCAUUUUCCCCCAUUUUGUCACUUGUGUUAAUAUACUUGAUUUAUAUUUGUUUGCUGAACACUUGUAAAAAGUGAUCUUCAAAUCACAAAAGAAAAGCUCCUUCUGGUCCUAGUUUCUGAAAAGCCAACAACAUUUAUAAUUAUAAAUUUAAGAUGUGGUGUUGCAUUUAUUAGUUUGCAAAAUUGCAUUAACGAUAACUUUCCAAAGAAAAAUUUAUAACAAAAGGGACAAGGCAUUGAUGAGAGGAAGCACUGAGUUGAUAUAUUUCCUUGUCUUCUCUGUUUACCAGGCUGGUGUGAUCAUCACUGUGUUACUCCUCCUCAUUUUCUACACCAACAGUGUCUUCUUGUUUGUGGGAACAUGCCUGCUAGGUCUGUUCCUCAGCAGCAUCUUCCCCUGCAUGCUGGCCUUCACAGAGGACAUCCUUGACUAUCAAGGUUGUGCGACAACAGUCCUGGUAACCAGUGCUGGUUUAGGGGAAAUGGUACUUCAGGUGCUUGUGGGUUCGAUCAUUCACAGUGAAGGCAGUUACAGUUUCUUGCUCUGUGGCAUGAUCAUUGGCUGCAUUGGCUUCUUGCUGUUCUUUGGUCUACUCUUCUUUCAUCGCAUGCACAAGAAAUACCUGGCAGGAAACUCCAAAAAGGCACCCAUGACUGAAGAGCCAGGGCUGGACUGUGUGCAACAGUGAUAUUCAAAGAUGUAAACGAUGGUGUAAAAGGGAGAGUAAAAUUAAUGGACUGUGUCCAUUUAUUUAUGGGAUGUCUACUGGUACAAGUUAGAAGAAUGAAAUCAAACAGUAUGAUAUUCAGCUUCACUAUCACUGUCCUAGUCCUGUUUCGACUGUACAGUGGGCUUAUAUAUAUAUAUAUAAUAUAGCCAACAUUUUUGUUAAAUGCUCUUUACUUCCAUUCUCUCUAGUCAUCAGAUAAUUAUUCUUAAAAUUUAACAUGUUCUCUUCAAAGAUCAGAAAAUUUAUACUGAAAACUGAUUCCAUUUAUAUGCAAUAAAUAUAUGCUUUUCACAACAUGCUCUUCUUCAAGACCAUGUUCUUUCUUGAAUGAUGAAUUGUAGAUUUUUCAUUUUCCAACAUGGUCUCAAUGAAGGAAAAAAUAUUCCAGUGUUAAGUAAACAAAAUGACACAACUUGAUCAGUUUUGCAGUGUUAUGUACUGUUUCUUGUCUUGUGUGUCUGAAUACCUGGAGUUUUGUCACUCUAUAGUCGCAUACACUUAAGUAAUGAAAUCAUUAAGUUUUGGUCACAACACUGACCAGCCUUGCACUUCAGGAUUUUGUCUGGUUCUGCAUUUUACCGGAGAACAGAAUUCCUGUAGAAUCCUCUUUCGCAUAAUUACCUUCUGCUGGUUCAUUUUCAAAGAGGACAAAGCAUUUCUUAUCCCUUUCCAUCAAAUGGGGGAAAUGUUAAACUGUGAUCUACCAGUUUAGAAUUUAUAAUUGUAUACAUUUUCUACCAAUCAUCUGUGAAUGAUGAGAAUAAAGACGAUUCUUCACCACCUUGA